CCUGGCUUUUGGCCAGGGAGCAACGUAGAUCCCCAGACAAAAGGAAAAGAAACCCCGUUCAUCACCCGAAAAAGAGAAUACGGACGCCGAGGGCAACCAAGAAAGAUGCGUGGAGUGGGCGGCCCACUUCUGUGCAUCGGCGAUCUGCUGAGCGACGUCGCCGACGACGAUGGCGGUGGUGAUGGGGGCGUCCACGAGAGCCUCCCUCCCCCCUCGCCAACGGCGGUUCCUCCCGUUCCUCUCCCACCAUCCGAUCUCCACCAACUUUUCCAGGAAAACUACGAUUGGUUGAUUGAGUCAUUAUCAGGGACUGACCACUCAUGGACAGAUCUAACACUAAAGCUAUGUGCUGCCCUCAAGACAGCAGAUAAAUUGGUUAGUUCUGCCAAUUCAAAUAUUGGAGUAUUACUAGAAAAGGUGGCUGUACUUGAGAGUAUAAUAAAGCGAGGCGAUUCUGCUGUAGCAAAAGCAAAAGAUAUCCAGAAUAUGCAGACAAAUAAGGAAGCAUCUUUUACCACUAGUUUGGAUGACAACGACGUGGGGUCAGGACAGAAGAAGAAGUAACAAACGUUGUCUGGUUUCAUGAGUUGUGAGGUCUUGGCUAGAUACAUAUACUAAAAUUAUGACAUGAGGUAUGUAUUUUGUCAUGUGGCCGUUCUGCUCUAUAUCUUCCAUCCAGAAACCAUUGGGUCAACAAAGUUUCAAACUCAUAUGAACAUUAAAAUGCAUGAUAUGAAAGCAGCCACUACACCUGGAAUGAAACUCCCAUGGGUUGAAGUAA
This is a messenger RNA of Elaeis guineensis (African oil palm), 781 nucleotides long. RefSeq lists its product as uncharacterized. The record is from RefSeq and is a predicted model, not a curated record. Lineage: Eukaryota; Viridiplantae; Streptophyta; Magnoliopsida; Arecales; Arecaceae.